Salvelinus fontinalis (brook trout) is the source of this 3083-nucleotide messenger RNA. RefSeq names its product thioredoxin domain containing 5 (gene txndc5). The transcript is spliced from 10 exons. Gene Ontology annotation, biological process: protein folding. Lineage: Eukaryota; Metazoa; Chordata; Actinopteri; Salmoniformes; Salmonidae. Gene Ontology annotation, cellular component: endoplasmic reticulum. Bases 111 to 1397 code for a protein of 428 amino acids. Gene Ontology annotation, molecular function: protein disulfide isomerase activity. The record is from RefSeq and is a predicted model, not a curated record.
AAACGCCAGCAACCAUUGUUCAGAGCGUCUCGCUAUGCAUUGGCUCUAUCCAGAUUCCCGAAAAGUCAGCAGUAGGGCUAGGGGCUGUCCAAGUAUUCACAGACGGGAUCAUGGCCUCCUCAGCACUGAAUUGCACACCUUUUAUGUUGUGUGUUAUUUAUUGUGCGUUACUUUUUGGUAAUAUAUUUUGCAACGCUGAUUUAGAAGAAGAUGAACAUGCCAAGCAUACGUAUACGGUGGAUAUGUUCAAUGAUGCUGUCCCCACAGCUCCUCACUUUGUCAUGUUCUUCGCCCCAUGGUGUGGUCACUGCCAGAGCCUACAAGGGACAUGGAAUGAGAUGGCGGACAAAUACAACAGCAUGGAGUCGCCGCCCGCCUAUGUUGUAAAGGUUGACUGCACUCAGGACGUCAAGUUCUGCUCCAACGUCCAUGGAAUCAGGGGGUACCCCACGUUGAUGCUGUUCAAGCCCGAGCAGGAGGCGAUGAAGUACCAAGGCUCCAGGGACCUGCAGUCUCUGGAGACCUGGAUGCUCAACACUGUGCAGGAGGAGCCUAUGGAGCCAGAGACUGAGCUGGAGCCUCCCAAAGCCCCAGAGCCAAAGCAGGGCCUGUAUGACCUCACUGCCAGCAACUUCAAGGCCCACAUCUCUAAAGGGUCCCACUUUGUCAAGUUCUUUGCCCCCUGGUGUGGUCACUGCAAGGCCAUGGCCCCCACCUGGGAGCAGCUGGCCACCAGCUUCGAGCACUCAGACAACAUCAAGAUCGGCAAGGUUGGUGACAAGGUCCAACCCUGCCGGAGCAACAGCAGUGUACCGGAGUCACUUAUCUAUGUGGACUGUACCCAGCACUACGAGGUGUGCUCUGAGAACGCUGUGCGUGGCUACCCCACCCUGCUCUUCUUCAAGGACGGAGAGAAGGCGGAUCAGUACAGAGGCAAGCGGGACCUGGAAUCUCUGAAGGACUUUGUAGACGACCAGGUUAAGGCUGCUACUAAGGAGGAUGACGUGCACCCACAUGCUAACGAGAUCCCAGUACCCAGCGCCGAACCUGCCAAAGAGGAGUCUGGCGUUAUUACACUCACAGAGAGCAACUUUGACGAGACCGUGGCCAAGGGGCUGACGUUCAUCAAGUUCUACGCUCCAUGGUGUGGCCACUGUAAGAAUCUGGCCCCUGCAUGGGAGGACCUGUCCAAGAAGGAGUUCCCUGGCCUGACUGACGUGAAGAUUGGCAAAGUGGACUGCACAGUGGAAAGGACGAUCUGCAACAGGUUUUCAGUACAUGGGUACCCCACCCUGCUGUUGUUUAGAGCUGGUGCUCAAGGUGAGGAGCAUCACGGACGGCGGGACUUGGAGAGCCUGCACAGUUUUGUGAUGAAGCAGGCCCGAGACGAGCUGUAGCAUUGUCUAAACAACAUCCACCGUUACUUCUCUCCUCCACCCAACACAGAAUAUCUGGCCAAUGGGAGGAGUCCUCUCUCCCACAACGGCCAGCUCUUAUCUCCCAUCGUUUUCCUUUCAGAAAGGAGUAGCGUCAACGCACUGCUUUUUAACCCCCUCUGUAAUGUCUCAUGAGCGAAGCCAGUCUGAUUCUAUAAUAAUCCAAUAGUUUGUGUGAAAUGUGACUAUUUUGUUUGGGCUGCCCAAACUGUUCCUCUGGAGAGCAUUGGCUGGCUCUGCAAACCACUUUUUGCCAGCGGUACUUAAAUCGGCCAAACCUUAAAAUGCAUACCGCCAUAGUCAUCCCAACACUUGACAACUCAAGCAAAGUCGUCUUAAAUAGUGCCUGCUGGUUGUAUCAAACGUUGGAUUAAUGCUGACCGAGUUUGUCUGAAAUUUUAUAGAUAUAAAAUGUGUUAAUGUUCAUUUGGUGAUUUAAGAAAAUCAUGUUGACGAACAAUCAUGAGCCGUUGAUGUAAUGUUACUGUUGCACAGAGGUCAAAGCCGCGUUUAUUGUUAAGUUGACGGUACUUUUGAUCCAUGCCAGUGACGGCCUAACUAACUUAACUCUCAGGGACCCCCAGUUGGAGUUCUUGGCCUAUGCCAUACUGCAAUCUCUUAUCGGCUAUAUUUUUCUGACGAAUUCCCCCAACUGCUUUUUGGCUAUGACAGGAAAGGCUGCAUGAAACUGUUUCAUGUCAAACUGCCCUUUGUGAGUGAGUGGUCUUCUGUGACAUUGCAAUUGUACUACAAAAAGUCUGAAUGUAAAUGUAUUUUUUGUUGUUCCAUUUUAGUGCUGUAAGAGGUUCAGUCCCACGGUCCAAUGUCAGGCGCCUCGGGAUUGUUUUGGCGUUCUCACUGUUUUAUGAACAAUGAUUGUGAUCGUCUGUUUGGCGCACUCAAGUCAUGCCUUAUGCAUGGAAUGUGCUAGUUUGUCAUGAAAGGAAAACCAUAUGUCAUUAAUCCAUGUUUGAGGGAUUGUCCAACAUGGACGACUUUAAAAAAUUGAACAUUCAGAAUGUUGCAUAGAACAAACGUCUGCUGUAAAUGUAAUCGAUUUUCCAAAGCGGAUGAAUAUUCUGUUCCAUUGACUAAGCCCCGUAUCAGGCCCCAGGAUGUCAGUCAAACACCCAGUGAAGCACAACAACAGUGAUAAGGUAAUUUUACUUUGGGGUUGUUGUUUGGUUUACCUCAGUUGCUUGGGAGGUCAAAAAAACAAAUACCCCAAAUAUAUUAUCCUCCCAUAUAAUGAUCACUCAUGACUUGUUUAGUCCAUAAAUUACAAUGACAAAGUUGAUUUUCUUUUCUUCUUUCCAUAAUGUUAGUGGAUCAGAAUUUUGUUGUGUGUGUUCUAUUCAGGGGUGGUUGAACAUUUUUAAGUGGUCUGAGAAUGUGUUCUCAUGGAGUUGCUGUGUGAGGCAGUUUACAUUCAAUGCUCAAUUAAGGGAAACAAAUGCAUUCAGAGGCUAACCACUUAUUGUCAGUAAAAUCUUUAUGGAUAGUACAUGGUCUAGGCAGACUCCAGUGAAGGAAAGCAGUAUUUUGUUUUUGAGUGGGUUGUACACUGCCCAUGAAUUUUGUAAAAAAAAAAAAAAAAAAGGCAAGUUGUUACAUGAGAUUUUGUAAUAAAAUGUCUUUCCAAAAAUA